Ascochyta rabiei is the source of this 2391-nucleotide messenger RNA. Its product is annotated as DNA helicase. The record is from RefSeq and is a predicted model, not a curated record. Bases 1 to 2391 code for a protein of 796 amino acids. Gene Ontology annotation, molecular function: 3'-5' DNA helicase activity; DNA binding; ATP binding. Gene Ontology annotation, biological process: nucleotide-excision repair; transcription initiation at RNA polymerase II promoter. NCBI's taxonomy places the organism in Eukaryota, Fungi, Ascomycota, Dothideomycetes, Pleosporales, Didymellaceae. The transcript has a single exon. Gene Ontology annotation, cellular component: nucleotide-excision repair factor 3 complex; transcription factor TFIIH holo complex; transcription preinitiation complex.
AUGCCGCCAAAACGCAAGCUUCAGUCGGCGGCUGAGGUGGAGGCAGAGGAUGCGUGGGACGAUGACGUCGGCGUUAUGAGUGACCAGGAGACGUUCGACACGUUGAAGGACCAGUUCGAUGUGAAAGCUAUGACGAAAAGGGCGCGGCAGGGCCGGCCUCAAGAUGCAGCUGCGCAUUUGUUCAGGAAAUCCGACCAGUCGAACGCACCCAUGAAAGCAGACCAGCAGAAUCGCCCACUAUGGAUCAACGAUGCGGGCGGUAUCAUCAUCGAGUCUUUCCAUCCUCUCUUUGAUGAGGCGCAAGACUUCCUGAUCAACAUUGCUGAACCACAGUCGCGUGUAUCCAAAAUGCAUGAGUAUCAGCUUACCACGCAUAGUCUUUUCGCAGCCGUCAGUGUCGGCCACUCCAGUCAGGAGAUCAUCGACAAGCUCGACAAGUACUCGAAGACGGCCUUGUCUGAUUCAAUCAUUCAGUUCAUUGAGAGGUCCACCUCGGCUUUCGGAAAGGCAAAGAUUGUGUUGAAGAAGACGCUCUCCUUCAUCGAAAGUGAAGACCCCACUAUUCUCAACAAACUUCUCCGUGAUCCUAUAGUCGCCGAAUGCAGAGCAGACCAGACGGAUGGCUUGAUCAAGGAGGCUGCGCCGAAGAUUGGGCAGAUGGCGAUUCCAGGCACCAAACUCGCUGCUGGGGCCAACCAGAUUGCACAGCCAUCUGGUGCCGAGCCAGCACCGGCCGACAUGAUUGCAACACUACGGGAGGAUGAUGACGACGACGAGGUGGCCCAAGUCCACUCUUUCCAAAUCAAAAGUGAUGAGAGAGAACGGGUCGUCAAGCGUUGUCGCGCUAUAGGCCUCCCUCUAACAGAAGAGUACGAUUUCAACAACGACAUGAAGAAUCCCAACCUCGAGAUCGAUCUCAAGCCGCACGCUCAGAUUCGUUACUACCAAGAGAAAGCACUGAGUAAGAUGUUUUCGAACUCUCGAGCACGAUCCGGCAUCAUUGUCCUACCUUGUGGCGCAGGAAAGACGCUCGUCGGUAUCACAGCAGCUUGCGGUGUGAAGAAGUCGGUCAUCGUCCUCUGCACAAGUGCGAUGAGUGUUGUGCAAUGGAGAGCCGAGUUCAUCAAGUGGUCGAACAUCAAUCCUGAAGACAUCGCCGUCUUUACAGCAGACAACAAGAACGUCUUCCCUCGCAACGCUGGCAUUAUCAUCAGUACAUACUCCAUGAUCAGUACCGUCCAGAAACGGUCACACGACGCUGAGAAGGUCAUGAACUUUAUCAAAGAGAGGGAAUGGGGCCUGCUCAUUGCCGAUGAAGUUCACGUCGUACCUGCCAAUAUCUUCAAGAAGGUCACUUAUCAGAUCGCAUCACACGCAAAGCUCGGGCUCACUGCUACUUUGCUGCGAGAAGACGACAAGAUCGAUGAUUUAAACUUCCUGGUGGGUCCCAAGCUGUACGAAGCUAAUUGGCAGGAGCUGUCGGAACAAGGCCAUAUUGCCCGGGUGCAGUGUGCAGAAGUGUGGUGUCAAAUGACCCCUGAGUUCUACCAAGAGUGGCUGAAACCAGCGUCACUGCAGAAACGCGCAUUGCUGUCCAUCAUGAACCCACGGAAGUUCCAAGCAUGCCAAUUUCUCAUCGACUAUCACGAGUCGCGAGGCGACAAGAUCAUAGUAUUUUCCGACAAUGUCUAUGCUUUGGAGAAAUACUCUCGCAAGCUCGGGAAGGCGUACAUUUACGGCGCAACACCACAAGCCGAGCGUCUCCGCAUCCUCGAAAACUUCCAGCACAAUCCUUUGGUGAAUACCAUAUUUCUUUCCAAGAUCGGAGACACCAGUCUGGACCUGCCAGAGGCCACCUGUCUUAUCCAAAUAUCUUCUCACUACGGCUCACGUAGGCAAGAAGCUCAACGGUUGGGUCGCAUUCUGAGAGCGAAGAGGAGGAACGAUGAAGGCUUCAACGCAUUCUUCUACUCUCUCGUCUCCAAGGAUACAGAUGAGAUGUUCUACUCUUCCAAACGACAAGCCUUCCUCGUGGAUCAAGGUUACGCUUUCAAAGUCAUUACUCGCCUUGAAGGUCUCGACUCACACUCCGGUCUCGCCUUCGCGACACCGCAGGAAAGACGUGAGCUGCUCAUGGAUGUUUUGCUGGCAAAGGACGAGGACGCGAGAACAGAGAAUAUUCAAGGCGAUGCGUUUGGAUCCAAGUACGCUUCCGGGAUGGGUAAGAAGAAAGGUGGUGUUCGCAGAACUGCAGGCGCGCUCAGCGAAUACUCGGGUGGACAAGACAUGGCGUAUCUGGAGACGAACAAAAGCAGAAACAAGGAGCUCAAAGGCACAAAGGGCAUCAAAAACACUUUCCUCAAGAGCAUGGCCAGAUCUACAAAGAAGUAG